UCAAACCGCCAACGUGAAGAAGAGAACAAUAAAACUAAAAAUUCAGAUUGAGAGAGAGAGAUAUCACAUUCCUUCUUCAAUCAUCAAAUCAUCAUCAUCAUCGGUCGUGAUUUUCACAAUGUCGAAGCAAACAUACAAAGUCUGCUUCUGUUUCCGUCGGAGGUAUCGACACACCGUCUCGGUAGCACCGCCCGAGAUCAAGACACUUUUCGAGAAUUAUUCCGACAAAGGUCUCAUGACGACCGAUCUCCUCCUUAGGUUCCUGAUCGAUGUUCAGAAACAAGACAAAGCGACGAGAGAAGAAGCUCAAGCGAUCGUCAACGCCUCAUCUUCUCUUCUUCAUCGUAAUGGUCUCCACCUUGAUGCUUUCUUCAAAUACCUUUUUGGUAUUAACAACUCUCCUCUUGCUUCUCAUGAGGUGCAUCAAGAUAUGGAUGCUCCAUUGUCACAUUAUUUUAUAUUUACAGGACAUAACUCGUAUUUAACUGGUAAUCAACUGAGUAGUGAUUGCAGUGAAGUGCCUAUCAUUGAAGCAUUGAAAAAAGGUGUUAGAGUUAUUGAAUUGGAUAUUUGGCCUAACUCUGAUGAAGGUGGUAUCGAUGUUCUUCACGGAAGGACACUCACAUCACCUGUGGAGCUGAUUAGAUGUCUAAGAGCUAUUAGAGAACAUGCCUUUGAUGUAUCUGAUUAUCCAGUUGUUGUGACUCUUGAAGAUCAUCUUACUCCUAAACUCCAAGCUAAAGUUGCUGAGAUGGUUACAGAUGUAUUUGGAGAAAUGUUGUUUACUCCUCCUUCCGGUGAAUGCUUAAAGGAGUUCCCAUCGCCCUCUUCUUUGAAAAACCGUAUUAUGAUCUCAACUAAACCUCCUAAAGAGUACAAGGCAGCGAAAGGUGAUGAUGAUGUGGUGAAAAAAGGUAGGAAUUUGGGUGAUGAUGAAGUUUGGGGAAAAGAAGUUCCAAGCUUUAUUAGACGGGACAGAAGUGGUGACAAGAAUGGUUCAAAUGUAGAUGAUGAUGAUACUGAUGAUGAUGAAGAUGAUGACGAUGGUGAUGAAAAGAUUAAGAAGAAUGCACCACCGGAAUACAAGCAUUUGAUUGCAAUCCAGGCCGGGAAACCGAAAGGUGGAAUAACUGAAUGUUUGAAGGUGGAUCCUGAUAAAGUAAGACGGCUUAGCUUGAGUGAAGAACAACUUGAAAAAGCCUCAGAAAAAUAUGCUAAACAGAUUGUGAGGUUUACUCAGAGGAAUUUGCUUCGGGUUUAUCCAAAAGGAACUAGAAUUACUUCAUCGAACUACAACCCUCUGGUUGGUUGGAGCCAUGGAGCUCAAAUGGUUGCUUUCAAUAUGCAGGGACUUGGAAGAUCAUUGUGGGUAAUGCAAGGAAUGUUUAGAGGCAAUGGAGGAUGUGGCUACAUCAAGAAACCUGAUAUUUUGCUGAAACCGGAUUCUGUCUUUGACCCGGAAGCUACAUUACCAGUUAAAACAACACUAAGGGUAACUAUAUACAUGGGAGAA
Molecule: messenger RNA, 1513 nt
Organism: Camelina sativa (false flax)
Lineage: Eukaryota; Viridiplantae; Streptophyta; Magnoliopsida; Brassicales; Brassicaceae
Source: RefSeq, a predicted model, not a curated record